This is a messenger RNA of Cephus cinctus (wheat stem sawfly), 4709 nucleotides long. Its product is annotated as transmembrane channel-like protein 7. Bases 643 to 2973 code for a protein of 776 amino acids. The record is from RefSeq and is a predicted model, not a curated record. Gene Ontology annotation, molecular function: mechanosensitive monoatomic ion channel activity. Lineage: Eukaryota; Metazoa; Arthropoda; Insecta; Hymenoptera; Cephidae. Gene Ontology annotation, cellular component: plasma membrane. The transcript is spliced from 4 exons.
GGAUUUUCAUGAAACUACCAAGUUUGUUGGUAGAGUUGACGGUAGCAUUUUUCAUAGAAUUUUCUGUUCGGCCUCAAAAAUCUGUAAUUUGAAGGAAUUUCCUUAUUCCUCCCAUGUCUCAUGUAUCUGUGCCUACAAAUAUUUAUGUAGAUUACGCGGGGCAAUAGAAAUGUUGAAGUUGAUGAAUGCUACGUCAGAAUACAUUCGUAGUGCAAUCAAGAAGACUUUUGAGGGUCUGACUAUUAUCAAGAUGGAUCGUGUUUCCUGGUUUCCAUAUCACGUCUAUAGAUAGAUACAAUGUCCAAUGAACCCUUGUACGAAAGCAUAAAAGCAAAAUGUAAAUUAAUGACCGAUUAAAUAUAUUUGUAGCGAUAAGAAACAACGAAGAUUACUGACGACUAAAUGGUUUUCGUGGAGUCAGUCUAUGUGCAUUGGGAAUCCUCUUGUAACCGCAUCCUGCUGGAGGAACGAUUUAUGAUUGAAACUUUUGGAUGUUAUAAUCAUUGUGGACCUAUUACUAGUAGUAUAAGAUGUCCUGCCUCUUUCAUCGAAAAUACUCUUUGACUUCUGUGGAAGGUACACUCUGUAUUGUCAAAGCUAUUCUUCGGGUCUAGACUUGAUUUUGAAUAGAUCAAAAUUAAGAUGUCUGGAGGUGAAAAGAAGAAACGUAGUGGUGGUCGUGGCCAAGGGUGGGAAGAAGCUGGUGCAGAAUUUUAUCAGGAGAGUUAUCCUGCUGCAAUCGAGGCAGAUCUUCAACAGGCUCUGCAACGGGAUCCAGCUCACAUUGCAACUUUACUUCCUAGCAAGAAGUCUCGUGUUGCCACAACAAAACGUGUCCGCAAUGAGCCCAGAACAACUUUGAGAAGACGUACGAGUACACGUUCACGUGGAGCAAGUACAGCCAGAAGAAUGUCUAUGAAUGUCCACGAUGCAGCAGUCUCCAUGCUUCCUGAUUUAUCAGAAAAUCUUUCAAAUGAAGAAAGAACAUGGGAAGAGAUAAUGCAGAUAAAAGCUAUGCCAGUGUGUAUGGCACAAAAGAUGCAGUUGAAGAAUCAGUUGCAGAGUGCAACCAAGCUACGUCUUCAAGGCUUUGAUCAACUAAAAUGGCAACGUCGUAAAGCCUGGCAGGAAUUCAGCAGUCGUAUAAAGGAGACAUACUCGAAGAUAGAGUUAUGGAAUCAUAGUCUGAAAAAGAUUGGGGGUAACUUCGGUACCGGUAUCGUCGCGUAUUUCCUGUUCAUCAAAUGGCUAAUGUUUUUGAACAUUACUGUUUUCGCCGUUAUAUUCUUCUUCAUCGUCCUGCCAGUGAUAGUCUUGGAACCACCAGAAAGUGAGAGCUGCGGUACCUCUGAUAACUACAGUAUAGCCUGUUGCUCUGAAGCUUACUUAAACUCUACUAACGUGAGUAACAGUGUCAUUGAAUUGGUGCAAGGUGGAGGCCUUUUAGAGUACACCUUGCUCUUUUAUGGAGUAUAUACCUCUCAGAUUUACGGUCUCAUUGGAGAAAAUGUCUACUAUAACCUUCCUCUGGCUUAUAUCUGUGUGGUUACUGCAGUAUUUUUAAUGAGCUUAAUAGCUAUAGUGAGAGCAGCAGCGAAAGGUUUCAAGGAACGUGUUGUGGAAGGUGAGGGCCAGUUUUAUCAGUACUGCAAUAUUAUCUUUGGAGGCUGGGAUUAUUGUAUACAAAAUGAAAAAAGCGCUAAUAUAAAGCACAAAGCACUUUAUAAUGAGAUUAAAGCCUUUCUUGAAGCUGAAAAGAUGGAGGAGGAACGCCAGAAUCGUACACGUGAGGAAAAAAUUAAGUUAUUCUUGAUAAGACUCUUUAUAAAUCUUUUAGUCAUUUCCAUUUUGGGUUGUGCUGGAAUCUUUUUGUUCUACGUCAUUGAAUUUUCAUUCGGACAAGUGAAUCUUCAAACAAUUACGAGGUCGCAAGAUCUAAGUUACAUAUCCUUGAAUAACAUCAUUCAGAUGGUUUAUGAAUUCUUACCCUAUAUUUGUAUCGUGGGCUUAAAUAUGGUGCUGCCUUUCAUAUUUUACUACCUGGUAGCAUUAGAGAAUUACAGUCCACUGUUUGUUGUAAGAGUAACUUUAAUCAGAACAGUGUUUUUACGUUUGGCGUCUCUAGCCGUGCUUCUCACUAGCUUUUACACAAUAGUAACAGUUAAGGUAGAGGAAGAUGAGUGCACGAGCUCAUCAGGUAGACGUCCAAUGUGCUGGGAGACGUUCGUAGGUCAGCAAUUCUUUAAGCUGUACCUAACAGACUUUUUCAUCCAAUUCUUUGUAACCUUCUUCAUUAAUUUCCCACGAUCAUUAUUGGCGCAUCAUACGGAGCACAAGAUAUUGCGCUUUGUAGGUGAACAAGAGUUCAAUCUACCCAAGCAUGUACUUGAUGUUGUCUAUUCCCAAACAAUUUGUUGGUUAGGUUUGUUUUUUACACCAUUGUUACCGUUAAUGGCGAUUAUAGGUACAUUUCUUAUGUUUUAUAUAAAAAAGUUUGCUUGUUUGGUAAACUGCACACCAGCUAGUCAAGUCUAUCGUGCCAGCAGAUCCAAUUCACUGUUUAUGUUCAUACUAUUGCUAUCCUACGUACUAGCUAUCAUUCCAGUGAGCUAUAUAAUAGCUGAAUUACAACCAUCCAAGUCUUGUGGACCUUUUCGAGGCUAUGAUACAGUUUGGUCGCUGAUGAUAGAGACUUUUAUGCAAUUUCCAAAUUGGUUACAGUCUACACUUUUCUUCUUGGGUACAGCCGGUUUUGGUAUCCCAGCUUUUGUUGUUUUGUCUUUAUUACUUUACUAUUAUUAUGCCGUGACUGUGGCCAAUAAACAUAUGGUAACUGUGCUGAAAAAUCAGUUGAUACUCGAAGGUCAUGAUAAGCAAUUUUUAUUGAAUAGACUAAGUGCUUUUAUUAAACAGCAACAGGAUCAAGCAAAGUAUCGUCAAGAUCAAGCUAACGAGUUAGCAACUUUUACGUAAAUCCUUUGUUAUUGAAUAAUAAUUUAUCAUCAUUGUUGUAUGCUAUACAGUGAUUGACAGUAUUGUUUCAUUAAUUACACAGCAUUUAAUUGACAGGACCAAAACAACACAUAUAGUAGAGAUAUUCAUAAAUAACAAAAACACUUACUAGCCAUCUGCUCAAAUUUUACAUGGAUAAAUAAUUUAAAUAUCGGUUAUACCUCAAAGAGGAUUUUAUUUAUUUAUACAUCCCAUGAGAAAAAUCCACGCCUUGUAUGACAAUACUUUUUACCACUUUCAUUUUUUUUGCAUUCAUCAUUGCACAAGUUUUGAAAAAUUUACAAAAAAGUGAUGAAAAGUACGAGUUCUCGCUGGCACAAAUUUGUUUUAUGAUCUUACGGCACGAGCGAUCAAACGUGGAGAAAAAAAAUUAUAAUUUAGGUGCUUUCUACAUAAUUGGACAAAAGUGAUAAAAUUGCGGACCUAUUUUUAGAUUAGAAUAUCACUAGAUCUAGCGCGAAAUUAUCUCAAAUUUUGUACAUACAUAUAUCGUAACUAUUGUAUAGUAGUAGUAUGUGAAAAAUUUGUUCCUGCUUGUCCCCCCUUUUUUUAAAAUCAAUAUUGCAGGCCUAUUGAUUAUAACUGUCCAUUUAUUCAAUCUCUUCGCGUUCAUAAGAUAUUAUAUACAACGUGUACUUAAAUAGUUUAAUCCUUUCAGUCACAAAGGUGCUUUAAGUAUUAUAUUCCACGUACAGCUAUGUUAUUUUAUUUUUUGUUAAGAAUACAUUCUUCUUUAUAAAUUUAGUUUAACUUAUAUCUUUAAUAGUCAUAUUAACUAUCACGUCACUAAAAGCAAAAGGUAUGUAAGCAUAGGUUUUUCAGCAAACAUACGUCUAUUUGCUUUUAGUCGCGUCUUUAUCCAUAAAAAGGUUAAAACAUUAUGUGGAAAAAAAGUGCAAGUAUAGUAUACUCAUAUUUCUAAUAUUAAACAAAAAAUUUAAAAAACGAAACAUUGCGAUAACGUGGCCAAAAAUUAAUUUACUAGAAUAAUUAUUCCAUUUUUGAUAAAAAAAAUACUUUUGUACACAUUUUUCUAAGGUCAUCUAGAAAUUCGUUUAGGGUUGGUGUUUGAUAAAAUAAAAAGUGACAAGAACAGGAGUGUUCUUCAGGAGAAUAUGGCCUGAAUUUGAAAAUGUUCAUAAAUGUAAAGUAUCAAAGAACAAGAAAUUUAAAAAAGGAGAAAAUUACAGAACGAAUUUUAAGAAAAUAAUGAAUCUUUUUUAAAGAUGAAAAAAACAGCGCCUAUUAAAAAUUUUUCAGUUCAUCUAUAUUAGUAGAUAAUAAUGUAAAAUGAAAAUGGGCGAAGCACAUCUAAUUAGAAUUAAUUAAAAUGAACCAUAAGUUUAAGAUUAUAAUCGUAAUUGUGCUAGUCUUAUUAAUUAAUGCAUAUCUAGUUUAUAAACGUAACGCCCAUAAACAUUGUACAUUUUUUAGUGUAAAUAUGAGACAAGAUUUCGUUUAUUUUGUUAUUUUACAUUCUGCUUAAAUUAACAAAUAGAUAUCUUGCCCAGUAUACAAAAGUAAGUUUUAUCAUAUAAAAUAUAUGUAGUGACGAUAAAUAUAACAAUAGAUAUUAUACAUAGUCGUAAUAAGAAUAAACUGAUUAAACACUCACUAAAGUGGGUCAUUAACGAGUUACCAAAUACUGAAAGGUGUUAAAUUAAAAAAAGAAUACAAAUGCUUUAGUUACUUAAAAA